Arabis nemorensis is the source of this 1491-nucleotide messenger RNA. The record is from the annotation of a GenBank genome assembly. NCBI's taxonomy places the organism in Eukaryota, Viridiplantae, Streptophyta, Magnoliopsida, Brassicales, Brassicaceae.
AUGCCAACCAUUCUCUCCACCUUCGGUUUCCUUCUCCUCCUUCUCCUUAUCAGCCAUGACGGUGGCUUCUUCACCGGAGCCGCCGAUGCCGAACAUAACCUCAGAGCAACCGAUUUCCAUACUCAUCGCCACCGUCGCCACCGCGGCCACCGUCGUCGCGGAGAAGAGUUUGAGUACUCAGCCGUAUCUUGUAGAGCUUACUCAGCGUCUCUUGACGAGUUCGGUGCCGUAGGAGACGGUGUGACUUCAAAUACGGCGGCGUUUCGUGAUGCAGUCUCACAACUUAGCCGUUUCGCUGACUACGGUGGCUCAUUGUUGUUUGUUCCCGCCGGUCGGUGGCUCACCGGAAGUUUUAACCUCACUAGCCAUUUCACGCUUUUCCUCCACCGUGAUGCUGUUCUCCUAGCCUCCCAAGAAGAGAGUGACUAUGAAGUGAUAGAGCCAUUGCCUUCGUACGGACGAGGGAGAGACACUGAUGGUGGAAGAUUCAUCAGUCUACUUUUCGGUUCAAACUUAACCGACGUGGUUAUCACCGGUGAGAAUGGGACUAUUGAUGGACAAGGAGAGCCAUGGUGGGGAAAAUUCAAGAGAGGAGAGUUAAAAUACACAAGACCUUAUUUGAUUGAGAUUAUGCAUUCUGAUGGUAUCCAAAUCUCCAAUCUCACUUUCUUGAAUUCUCCUUCUUGGCAUAUUCACCCGGUUUACAGCAGCAACAUUGUUAUCCAAGGUUUGACGAUAUUAGCACCGGUCACGGUACCAAACACCGAUGGUAUCAACCCAGAUUCUUGUACGAACACAAGAAUUGAGGACUGUUACAUUGUUUCCGGCGACGAUUGUAUCGCCGUGAAGAGUGGAUGGGAUCAAUAUGGAAUCAACUACGGCAUGCCUACGAAACAGCUCUUGAUCCGACGGCUCACAUGCAUUUCACCGGACAGCGCCGUGAUCGCUCUUGGCAGUGAAAUGUCCGGCGGAAUUGAGGAUGUUCGAGCAGAAGAUAUUGUUGCCAUUGACUCAGAAUCUGGAAUCAGGAUCAAAACAGCUAUUGGACGAGGAGGAUACGUGAAGGAUGUAUAUGUAAGAGGAAUGACAAUGAAGACGAUGAAAUACGUUUUUUGGAUGACCGGAAGUUACGGUUCGCAUCCGGAUGAGCAUUAUGAUCCGAAUGCUUUACCGGUGAUUCAGAACAUCAAUUACCAAGAUAUGGUAGCAGAGAACGUGACAAUGCCGGCUCAAUUGGCUGGAAUAUCGGGAGAUCAGUUUACUGGAAUAUGUAUCUCUAACGUGACCAUCACGCUUUCGAAGAAACCUAAGAAAGUGCUUUGGAAUUGUACGGAUGUUUCGGGUUACACGAGCGGAGUGACUCCUCAGCCGUGUCAGUUGUUGCCGGAGAAGGAGCCGGGGACGGUUGUGCCGUGUAAUUUCCCGGAAACUCCGAUUCCUAUUGAAGAAGUGAAGCUCCAACGUUGCUACUCUAGAAGAAGGAAUAUGUGA